Molecule: messenger RNA, 1227 nt
Organism: Ceraceosorus bombacis
Lineage: Eukaryota; Fungi; Basidiomycota; Exobasidiomycetes; Ceraceosorales; Ceraceosoraceae
Source: the annotation of a GenBank genome assembly
AUGAACGACGCUCUUGCGAAUGAUUUCGCGCCACCACAACGUCUCAUAUUGUGUGGCCGCGCCAUUAAAGUCAAGCAACGAUCCGAGCAAAACGUACCGGACGACAACGAGCAACAGGCCUACACGGAGAUCCCUAACCCAACGGUCAUGCACGCUGUAGCGAACGCGUCAAUUCCUUCGAGAGCUCCUUGGAUGUGCUCCGAUACCUCGGGUGCAAGCAGCAGCAACGUUGGCCUUGCCAUGCUUGGCCGCAACGCUCAUCCGAGUCUGCCCAGGAGGCCACCGCCGCCUCCACAGCAUCAACAUCGCGAUGCGCAGCGAGACUCUGCUACAAUGCAGGCCGCAUCACUAGUGCUGGGCCGAAGCCAUCUGCAUCACGGUCAGCCAGGCUCUCCGCGCUUGGCUCAGCACGCACUGCCCGCAAAGCCCAACGUGAGCUCGAGCAGCGGUGCUGACCGUGCUGCUCGCAAGCGACCAAGAGUGUCUAGCGACGCGACGUCGCUUCGACCCGUCGUGCACAGUCGCUCGCAGUCGCAUGACAACAAACGGGCGAAGAAGCACUCGUCGCCACUUUCCGAUAGCUGCAUGAGCGAGCAAAGCUCGACCAAUGCAGCGCAACGUGCUGCUCAUCGCCCCACCCGAUCCAUCGACGCUUCUGGCUCUCCGUCCACGAGUCACCAACCUUUGUCGCCUACUUUUACCGCUCUCACACCGACAUGGGCGAUUGAAAAGACGACAAAGAUGCUCAACGUUCUCGCUUCGUUGGAUAGUAGUAGACGCUGGAUAUUUGACACGGCUCGGCAGCGCUUGGGCGCAGCGCUUCGACAGUGUCCAAGCGGUUUGCAUGCCGAGCCUUGCAUGGAGAGCUUGCAGUCAUCGAUAGGUCAAGCGAUUGUGGCGUGCUUUGAGCUUGCAGGCGAACGAUGGGUGGAGUAUUGCAGCGGGAGUGGACCGUUGGAUGGAGAAUUGCACGUAUGUGCGGAUGAAGGGGCGUACAAAGAAGCCCAAGCUCGAUUUUUGGACGGACGACUUGCGCGCGAUCUGUGUGGCGCUGCCUUUGAGCAUCGAGUCGACGUCACUGCAGAGCUCUUUGCAAGCGACGCCCAUCUCGCGUUCAUCGAGCAGGCCCUCGCCGAAACGCGCAAAUGGAUCAAGGAGAGGUUGGAUAGUGCAAAGGAUAAGUACGUCCUCGAAAGCAGGCUGGUCCUGCAACGUCGCUCUCACUAG